UCUUAGGUUAGAAUUCUGGCGUUUUGGAAAGUGCCCUUACCAUAGUGUCAAAUAUCACAGAGGAUAAUUUCAGAGAUAAUUUCCAGCGACACCACUUUAACAAAAUUUAAGGUGGCCACGAUGUCAAUUUUGGAAUAUUCGGAAGCACUCGUUGCACAGGGAAGAUCUUCGUGGAAAAACGUUCACAACUGUAAACUGUGUCCCUAUUUUACGACAUCAGUUUUGUGUAUGGUGAACCACGUGAGGCGACAUCGCCUAUCUCUGGGAAAAUUUACAUGCUCUAAUGCCAAAAUCGAAGUGUAUUAUUGUAAAGACUGCGAUUUUAAUACGUAUCUAACGAUUCUGUUUAAACAACACAUUAUCAAACAUCAUGGCUUUAAGAGUGAAUCUAGAGAGGAUUUGUCAAUCAAGGACUUCAGCAUCCAAAACUACGUUUGCGAAAAAUGCGCUUUCGAAACAAAUUUCUUGAUAAAGUGGCGUCAACAUACUUCUGCAUGCACGGAAAGGAAAGAAAAUCUUCAAAAUCUGAGUUCUUCGAGCCAGAAUGUCACGUACAAAGAAAAUGUUGAAUGGCACAAGUGUGAAAAAUGUUCUUUCAAAACUAAAUUGAAAAAUAGUUUAAAAAACCACAUGAGUAACGUACACUCUCGGGCAGAAGACGUUAAAUGGCACGAAUGCAAGAAGUGUCCAUUCAAAUCUAAGUAUAAGGAAUCUUUAAACAGCCACUUCAAUGCGAAACAUGUGGGGGAAGAAAAAAUUAAGUGGCACGAAUGCGAAAAGUGCCCGUUCAAAACUAAACAUCGCACGUCUUUAAGAUCUCACGUGAUUAGUCAACAUUUGAGUGAAGAAUUUAAGUGGUUCGAAUGUGCGAACUGUUUGUAUAAAACUAGAAGAGAAAAUAAUUUAAAACUGCAUAUAAGUGCUCGCCAUCCAGAUAUCGAAUCACUUCAGUGUGAAUCAUGUCCAUGUAAGGUUAAGGUAGGUCAUUUAAAGGAGCGUAUAUACAACCACCAUUCCAUAUACAAAUGUGAACACGCUGCUGAAUGGCACAAGUGUGAAAAAUGUCCUUUCAAAACUAUAUCACAAAAGUAUUUAAAAAGGCACAUGAAAAACGUACACUCGCGGACAGAAGACGUUAAAUGGUACGAAUGCAAGGAGUGUCCAUUCAAAUCUAAGUAUAAGGAAUCUUUAGACAAGCACUUCAAUGCGAAACAUGUAGGGGAAGAAAAAAUUAAAUGGCACAAAUGCGAAAAGUGCCCAUACAAAAGUAAAUAUCGCUUGACUUUAAAUUAUCACGUGAUUAGUCAACAUUCGAGUGAAGAACAAGUUAAGUGGUGCGAAUGUGGGAACUGUUCGUAUAAAACUAAAAGAAAAAAUAAUUUAAAACUGCAUGUAAGUGCACUUCAGCAUUCCGAUUGUAAGCGGUACAAAUGUGAACAGGAUGCUGAAUGGCACAAGUGCGAAAAAUGUGCUUUCAAAACCAGAUCAAAUAAGAAUUUAAAACGCCACAUGUAUUACGAACACUCGCGGGCAGACGUUAAAUGGUACGAAUGCAAGGGGUGUCCAUUCAAAUCUAAGUAUAAGCAAUCUUUAGAGAAGCACUUCAAUGCGAAACAUGAAGGGGAAGGAAAAAUUAAGUGGUACGAAUGCGAAAAGUGCCCGUUCAAAAGUAAAUAUCGCUCGACUUUAAAUUAUCACGUGAUUUGUCAACAUUUGAGUGAUGAAGAAGUUAAGUGGUACGAAUGUGCGAACUGUUCGUAUAAAACUAAAAGAAAAGAUAUUUUAAAAGAGCAUAUCAGUGCUCGCCAUUCGAAAUAAAAUCACUUUGGCAUUCCGAUUCUAAGCUGUACAAAUGUGAACAGGAUGCUCAAUGACACAAGUGCGAAAAAUGUCCUUUCAAAACUAGAUCAAAAAAGAAUUUAAAAAAGCAGGCAGAAGACGUUAAAUGGCACGUGAUUUCUCAACAUUUGGAUGAAAAAGAAAAUGAAGUGGUACAAAUAUUAAGACUUUGAAUUGUACUAAUGUGAAAAUUGUGCAAUUGUAAAACCAAAAAU
Messenger RNA from Zophobas morio, 2054 nucleotides. RefSeq names its product zinc finger protein 142-like. Bases 121 to 1818 code for a protein of 565 amino acids. NCBI's taxonomy places the organism in Eukaryota, Metazoa, Arthropoda, Insecta, Coleoptera, Tenebrionidae. Gene Ontology annotation, molecular function: DNA-binding transcription factor activity, RNA polymerase II-specific; RNA polymerase II transcription regulatory region sequence-specific DNA binding. Gene Ontology annotation, biological process: regulation of transcription by RNA polymerase II. The record is from RefSeq and is a predicted model, not a curated record. The transcript is spliced from 2 exons.